ACCGGCCCUUCCUGCCACUGGCGGGUUACCGGCUGGACCUGGUGCUUCUCCUUGGCGCCCGCCUCCCCGCCCCCGGGGAGGAACUUGCCAUCGCCUCGCCCCCGUGUUCUGCAGCCUCAUCUCCGCGUGGCGGGAGGACCUGCCAACCCUCGCUCACGCCGCCUCGCCGCCACCUCGCUGCACCGCCCGCGCCAUGAGCGCGCGCCUGCCGCUCUUCCUGCGCCAGCUCCGCCGCCCGCCGCAGCCCGCGGGCCCGCCGCGCCGCCUCCGAAUGCCCUGUCGCGCCAGCAGCGGCGGCGGCGGCGGAUGUGGCGGCGGCGAGGGCCUGCUAGGGCAGAGGCGGCAGCAGAAUGCCCAGGCCGGGAGCAGCCGCGGCCGGGGCAGCGGCGCGCCCCCGGCGGGGAACUCGAUCGUCAGAGAAGUCAUUCAGAAUUCGAAAGAAGUUCUGAGUUUAUUGCAAGAAAAAAACCCUGCCUUUAUGCCGGUUCUUGCUAUUAUUCAGGCAGGGGAUGAAAACUUGAUGCAGGAAGUAAACCAGAAUUUGGCUGAGGAGGCUGGUCUGAACAUCACUCACAUUUGCCUUCCUCCAGAGAGCAGUGAGGACGAGAUUAUAGAUGAAAUCUUGAAGAUUAAUGAAGACACGAGAGUACAUGGUCUUGCCCUUCAGAUCUCUGAGAACUCAUUUAGCAACAAAGUCCUCAAUGCCCUGAAGCCAGAAAAAGAUGUAGAUGGAGUAACAGAUAUAAACCUGGGGAAGUUGGUGCGUGGGGAUGCCCAUGAAUGUUUUGUUUCACCUGUGGCCAGAGCUAUAAUUGAACUUCUUGAAAAGUCAGGUGUCAACUUAGAUGGAAAGAAGAUCUUGGUAGUAGGAGCCCAUGGGUCUUUGGAAGCUGCCCUGCAAUGCCUGUUCCAGAGAAAAGGGUCUAUGACAAUGAGCUCCCAGUGGGAAACACCUCAGCUUCAAAGCAAGCUUCACGAGGCUGACAUUGUGGUCUUAGGCUCGCCCAAGCCAGAAGAUAUUCCUCUUUCUUGGAUACAACCAGGAACUACUGUUCUCAACUGUUCCCAUGACAUCCUAUCAGGCAAGCUUGGAUGUGGUUCUCCCAGCAUACAUUUUAGCGGUCUCAUCGCAGAAGAUGAGGUGAGCCUCCUUGCUGCAGCUCUGCGGAUUCAGAAUAUGGUCAGUAGUGGAAGGAGAUGGCUUCGUGAGCAGCAGUACACGAGGUGGAGACUUCACUGCCUGAAACUGCAGCCCCUCUCCCCCGUACCAAGUGAUAUUGAGAUUUCCAGAGCACAGACUCCAAAAGCUGUGGAUGUCCUUGCCAAGGAGAUAGGAUUGCUUGCAGAUGAAAUUGAAAUCUAUGGCAAAAGCAAAGCCAAAGUACGUCUGUCGCUGCUGGAAAGGUUAAAGGAUCGAGCAGAUGGAAAAUACGUCUUAGUUGCUGGGAUCACACCCACCCCACUUGGAGAAGGGAAAAGCACAGUUACAAUUGGGCUUGUACAGGCACUGACUGCACACUUGAACAUCAACUCUUUUGCCUGUCUGAGGCAGCCUUCUCAAGGGCCAACUUUCGGAGUUAAAGGAGGAGCUGCAGGUGGUGGAUAUGCCCAGGUCAUUCCCAUGGAGGAGUUCAACCUUCACUUGACGGGGGACAUCCAUGCCAUCACCGCUGCCAAUAACUUACUGGCUGCUGCCAUUGACACAAGGAUUUUGCAUGAAAACACUCAAACUGAUAAGGCUCUGUAUAAUCGACUGGUUCCUUUAGCGAAUGGUGUUCGAGAAUUUUCAAAAAUUCAGCUUGCUCGGCUGAAAAAACUGGGAAUAAAUAAGACUGAUCCGAGCACACUGACAGAAGAGGAAGUGAGGAAAUUCUCCCGUCUCAACAUUGACCCGUCCACCAUCACGUGGCAGAGAGUAUUGGAUACAAAUGACCGGUUUCUACGAAAAGUAACGAUUGGGCAGGCACACACAGAGAAGGGAUAUUCCCGGCAGGCGCAGUUUGACAUCGCAGUGGCGAGCGAGAUCAUGGCUGUGCUGGCCCUGACGGACAGCCUUACGGACAUGAAGGACAGGCUGGGAAGGAUGGUAGUGGCCAGUGACGAAAGUGGGCAGCCCGUAACAGCAGAGGAUUUGGGGGUGACAGGUGCUUUGACAGUUUUGAUGAAAGAUGCAAUAAAACCAAACCUGAUGCAGACCCUAGAAGGGACGCCUGUAUUUGUGCAUGCUGGUCCCUUUGCUAACAUCGCCCAUGGCAACUCUUCAGUAUUGGCUGAUAAAAUUGCCUUGAAACUCGUUGGUGAAGAAGGAUUUGUAGUGACUGAAGCUGGCUUUGGUGCUGAUAUUGGUAUGGAGAAAUUCUUCAACAUCAAGUGCCGAGCUUCUGGUUUAGUGCCCAACGUCGUCGUGCUGGUGGCAACAGUGCGAGCUCUGAAGAUGCACGGGGGCGGGCCAAGCGUAACUGCAGGUGUCCCUCUUAAGAGAGAAUACACAGAGGAGAACAUCCAGCUGGUGGCAGACGGCUGCUGUAACCUCCAGAAGCAAAUUCAGAUCGCUCAGCUCUUUGGGGUUCCCGUCGUCGUAGCUCUGAAUGUGUUCAAGACCGACACCCGCGCUGAGAUUGACUUAGUGUGCGAGCUCGCCAAGCGGGCCGGUGCCUUUGAUGCGGUCCCCUGCUAUCACUGGUCGAUGGGUGGCAAAGGGUCAGUGGACCUGGCUUGGGCUGUGAGAGAAGCUGCAAGUAAAAGGAGUCGUUUCCAGUUCCUGUACGAUGUUCAGCUUCCAAUUGUGGAAAAGAUAAGAACCAUUGCCCAGGCUGUCUAUGGAGCCAGAGAUAUAGAACUCUCUCCUGAGGCACAAUCCAAAAUUGAUCGUUACACAGAACAGGGUUUUGGAAAUUUGCCCAUCUGCAUGGCAAAGACCCACCUUUCUUUGUCUCACCAACCUGACAUGAAAGGUGUACCCAGGGAUUUCAUCUUACCCAUUAGUGAUGUCCGGGCCAGCAUCGGUGCUGGGUUCAUUUACCCUUUGGUUGGAACGAUGAGCACCAUGCCGGGACUGCCCACGCGGCCCUGUUUCUACGACAUAGACCUUGACACGGAAACAGAGCAAGUCAAAGGUUUGUUCUAAAUGAACACGACACCACAGGACCCCGGGCCACUCAGGCUCCUGAAACACAAACUGCUCCUUGCCUUUUGGCUGCAGUUGGAGAAGACAGCAAAUUUGAAAUAUACUUGUUACGCAAUGCUGGAGAAAUGGUGAAAUAGGCCAAAGAUUUAUCCUUCCUUCAAGACAAAUUCUCUUUGCAACCGAGUAUAGUGUUCAGUAAAAGGACCUCCACCAAGUUUGAAAGAAACUAAUUUAUUUUCUGUUUCUGCCGAGUUUACAUUAUGUCCCAUUGCUUACACUUUAGAAUGUUUACUGUAUGGGGACUGAGGGAUUAAAAGAGUGUGAACUAAAAGGUAACAUUUUCCACUCUGGAGUUUUCUGUUUUGUCUUUGAACUGAAAAUAAAUAUGUAUCUAGAAAACCAACCAGCAAGUUUUCAGCGCCAGAUAAACCUCUGCUCUCUAGAGGUAACUCUUCAUGUUGGGGUUGUUACCUGACACCAGUUUCCUGGAAAAUUGUGAAUGCAACCAGAGCUUUAUAAAUAUAACAAGAAAAAAAUAACACACACACAAGAGAAAUAUCUGGUCAAUUGUGAAAUCCUCCGACUGUUGGAGAUUUGUAAUAUCCUUUGGAGCAAAGUGCAUUUUAUAUCCAGAACUACUUUUCAGUGCCACUGAAAUUUACAUCACUCACCUAAAAACGAGGGGUUUUAUGCUAGUUUCUUCUACCUAUAAAUGAAUCUCAGUGAUCAAUAAGCUUUCGAAGGCCCAUAGGGCAAAGAAAGUGCCUUGUAAAUGUCAGGUGUUUGGCAAAUGUUUUUCCAUUUGUCCAACUCUUAAUUCGGAGGAAAGAAUGUUCUAUGGCCUUAUUCCCCUCCCCAGAGUUCCUGACCCUUCUUUGUUCCCAUUUUUUUCCUACAAUAAUAUAAAAUUAUGUGAAAGUUAAGACAGAACGAAGCAUUCAGGAGCACACAAGACGUGCUUGUCCUCUAAGCAGUGUAAGUAAAAUAGUCACCAUAAAUAUCUUAAAUGUCCCCCAGGCACAUCCUGCAGGAGUCCUUGCCAUUGGCUCUUUCCUGUGUUCUUGUACUACUCCCUUCACUGACUCUCAUUCGUUGCUCUGCCCAUAAUUUAUCUUCAUAUACAACUUAAUUUGUUCCAAAACACUGACUACUUACUAAAAAGCCUCCCCACGCAAAGACCAUCCCACGAAUAAUUUCACAGGAGCGCCCCCCACCCCAUCCCAGCCCUUUCUUCGGGAGUACACCUCCCUACAUACACAGUAAACUACUAUUUUCAAUACUAUUUGAGGAUUAUAAGGGUUCUCAGUAAAUUUGUUCUCUGUAAUGCAUUCAGUAAGCAGUCUUUCUCAUGAAUUGAUUUUUCAGCAUUUCCCAUCUGCUACUUGAGUUUUAUUUUCCUCUAUCAUGUAAAGCUCCAUUUUCUAAUUUGAAAUGUUUGGGGGGUCGAGAGGGAGAUUUUAGAAAUGUAUAUUCCAAGUUCUUUAGACCAGGGAUUUCCUUCUUUGUCUGCUUUCACCAGGCAACUCACCAAUUCACCCAAAAAAAAAAAAAAAGGAAAGAAAAACAGCAUCCUGAACACAGAUGUGGGAAUUUUAAUAGUCACGCUGAAGAACCUGUAAUCCAGGAUGUACUGGAAACUCCAAACUGCUACCCCUCAGGAGGGCUCAUCUUAACCCCUCUCUACAUGUCAUAAAUGACGUUUGAUUGAUUUGUUUCCUCUCAUUCACUUACCCUACAAGCACACAGUCCUGCUGAAGAAGCAGUCUCCACUGGCAAGAAAGAGCGUUGGCACGUUGGUUAAUGGGCUUAGCGACUCCUGAUCUGAGUUGAGGCAUUCAUAGACUGCAGGUGUUAUUUUAGGGAAGAGCUAGUCAUCUACUCUCUUCUGACGCCAAGGCCCGAGGGAAAAAAAUCACGUAACCUUUGGCAUGGUGGGUUUCAGUUAGAAAUCUUCCCAGGAAAGGCAGGUCCAGAUUUCUCUCUGCUUCUCUAACUGAAAUGUAAGGAACAGGAACAGCCUAGAAAUGGUGAGGGACCCUGGUGACCCGCCAUGGUUCACAGACAUGUGGUCUUGCUCCCUGUGCUCACGGCUGUAGUAGCAACACCCGCCAAGGUGGAGACCCAAACCGGGAGAACCCUGAAGGCUCCCAGAGGUACACACUGUGGGGAUUAACCGGUAACCGGGGAGACUCAGGUCUCAGCUCGGCAACUAGCCAAUGCACUCAUUAAUAUUCCUUUUAUUCCUCUAUUUCCAGGGUUAUUUUGUUUAACUGGAAGGUGCUGAAGUAAGCAAUACAUGAGUAUUGUUCACAAAAGAUAUUUAAAGAGAAUUCCUCUGGUUUAACAUUCUCCAGGGACUGGGUUUUAUCAAAAUUUAUAAAUAUGACGCUUACCUUAUUGAUUCCAGAAAAAUCCACAUACAUAUAUUGUUCCAUUGCUUUUGUAGAAUGUGUAAUAUGCAAAGGACUAAAAAGUAAUAAGGGCACUUUUAUAGCAUUUGUUACAAACCUGCAGUCCAUAUCCACUGAAAAAGUGGAGUAUUAGGGCAGAGCAGUGGGCCAGUGAGUGGGUCUUCAUGUGGUUCCUUCAACUCUAAUGCGCUAUAGACCCGAAAAAAAGCUCUUGCAGCUACACUUUAAUCAAAAGACAGUCGACUAGAAUUCAGGAGUCCAUGAACUUAGAUGAAAAAAAGAAUUCCAUCUUUGUUUUCAUUGACCUCUAACUGUAAUGUAGCAUUUCCUUCAAUCAUGAAUGUCGGCAACAAACCACUGUUAACAGUACCCAUGUCUGUCGCUAAAAGUCACUGAUAUUUUAAUUCUGCAUGAGUUUCUGUAGAUAUUCGCAGUAGCAUUUAUGCUCAUCACUACCUCCAAAUCAUGAUAGUUAGAUCUACCCCAUCCUUGUUAUUUCAUGUGUAAAGAGCCACAUUUAUUGCUAUAACCAAAUUUGAUUCCAUUUUGAUAAUCGCAUUUCACUCUCAUUGGUUUGCUUUAUCAUCAUACAGGGCAUUUAAAAACAUUCUGAUAAGGGGUCCACACACUUCAUCAGACUGUUAAAGGGGUCCAUGCACAAGAGGUUAUAACCCCUGGCACUAGAUGAAAGUCUGGCAGCCUAAAUGCCGGCUCCGUGGCAGCGCUGUGCUCCAGGCUGUGCCUACUGGUCCCUGCUCCAGGGUUCCUGGUCUGGAGCUGAGAUUCUUGCUCUGGGAGUAGCACAGGCAGCACUUGUCACUGAAGCCCUUCCGAGCCUCACUCAGACAAUACAGAAGAACCUCUGGAAACUGUAGAGUGCUGUCAAUGCACAGCUUGGUUAGCAACGCCAGCCCCUGAACUCCCACCUUGCCCUGCUCUGGAGCCCUGGCUUCCCACGUGGCUUCAGGUGCUGCCCCUGGCAACCAAGCCUACCUGACCUGGUCACCCACAGCUCACACGAGGCUUCAGCUUGCAUCCUUGUUCUGGGGACUACAGGCUCAGGGUAACCAACAAUGUUAUUUCUACAAAAUUACAGGUUUUACUGUAAUUUACUGGUAAGACCCAUUGUUGAAUAGCAUUUUUUUAAUUUGUUAAUUUGUUCAUUCAUUUGUUCUACCAACAUGUACUGGGCAACUACCAAGAAUGAAGCAGAAUGUUUCAAGAAGAAAAGCAAAUAAACAUAGAAAUUCCA
This is a messenger RNA of Rhinolophus ferrumequinum (greater horseshoe bat), 6790 nucleotides long. RefSeq names its product methylenetetrahydrofolate dehydrogenase (NADP+ dependent) 1 like (gene MTHFD1L). The coding region runs from base 194 to 3127 and encodes 977 amino acids. Lineage: Eukaryota; Metazoa; Chordata; Mammalia; Chiroptera; Rhinolophidae. The transcript is spliced from 28 exons. The record is from RefSeq and is a predicted model, not a curated record. Gene Ontology annotation, cellular component: mitochondrion; cytosol. Gene Ontology annotation, molecular function: formate-tetrahydrofolate ligase activity; ATP binding; methylenetetrahydrofolate dehydrogenase (NADP+) activity. Gene Ontology annotation, biological process: tetrahydrofolate interconversion.